Hordeum vulgare subsp. vulgare (domesticated barley) is the source of this 1464-nucleotide messenger RNA. Its product is annotated as MAP7 domain-containing protein 2-like. The transcript is spliced from 2 exons. Gene Ontology annotation, molecular function: calmodulin binding. NCBI's taxonomy places the organism in Eukaryota, Viridiplantae, Streptophyta, Magnoliopsida, Poales, Poaceae. The record is from RefSeq and is a predicted model, not a curated record. The coding region runs from base 162 to 1208 and encodes 348 amino acids.
GCAUGCUCCUCCGUUGUCAUCUCCUCCAAUUCUUCACCGUGCAAUUUUCAGGCCAUUUGGGGCCUUCAUAUGGGGCCCUUCGCCUCCUUCGUGCCUUUUAGCGCGGCGCCACACUUAUAGCUAAAAAUCUAUCGCGUCGCCCUCUCCAUCUCUGCUAAGAAAUGAAGUCGUAUAGUCUUCAGCGCACGGCCUCGCCGGCGGCAGGCGGCGCGCCAGGGCUCCGGCGGAGCGCGAGCGCGAAGCAGGCACCCUCCCCGUCGCCCCUCGGCGCCUCCUCCUCCCAGUACCAGUCGGUGCGCGCCUCGACGUCCACGACCAGCGCGCCGCGCCACAAGCAGCCGCCGUCCAUCAACUGCAUGGCGGCCACGUCCACGGACACGCCGCCGGCCACCCCCAGGGGCACCAAGCCGCAGCAGCCCAAGUCGGCGUCGUACUCGUCGAUGUUCUCCCCGAGGAAGCUGAUGCAGCGGGCCUCCCGCGCCUUCCGCAGCAGCAGGUCCUCCCGGCGCAAGAAGAACGCGGCGGCCGCGGCGGACGUCGGCGACGUGGACAGCCCCAGGUCGGUCGCAAGCAAGGGGUCCGACGCUGAAAGCAGCGUCUUCUCCUUGGACGAUCAGAUCAUUGACGACGUCGUCGACGCCGGAGCCGCCGCCAAGCAGGAGGAGAUCGUGCCGGAGAAGAUCAUACACGAGGCCAACCCGCCGUCGCCUGUGAUCCAUCAGCUGGCGCCCGUGCCGGAGGAACAGGACGAGGGUCGCAAUAACGGGCCGGAGAAGCAGGACGCUGCCGCCGCAGAGAAGGAGAAGGAGGAGGAGGAGCCCAAGAAGGAGGUGGAGGAGCCGAAGAAGGAGGAGGAGGAGCCCAAGAAGGAAGCUCCUCCUGCUCUGGAGGACACCGUCGCCGAAGAGGACAAGACCGCGGCGGCCAAGAAGCAGCAGCGCGAGGAGGACAUCAAGGCGGAGGUGGUGAGGAGGUUCCAGGGCUGUCGGGUGAGGACGUCGGUGGAGAAGCGGUCGUUCGACGCGGAGACGCCGCGGAGGCGGGAGUCCGCACGCAGCAACGAGGCGAUAGAGGAGGCGCGGACCAAGCUGCUGGAGCUGCGGCAGGUGAACAAGGUGAAGGCGCUCGUGGGCGCCUUCGAGACCGUCAUGGAUGAUAACAACCGCCAAGUCUCCACCGGCAAGCCGCGGCUAAACCUCCGCGUCUGAAGUCUGAACUACAUUCGACAAGCAUGAAGCUCGCACUUCCUCCUUUAUCCCCGCUACUCUUUAAUCACCCAUCAACCCAAUUUGUCGUCGUCGCACUUAUCUAUAAUUAUGGUAUCACUUAUACACAUUUUGCAAGGAGGAAGAUGAUGGAGGGGUUAUUAUGAUAUAAUAAUAAUAAUGAUGAUCAAGGAGGAAGAUGGUGUAUUUUACUUUAUGGAGUAUAUACUAAUAUACACGAUCGCAUCGCUUUCUCCAA